AUUCUAGAGGCCGCGGGGAGCCUGGUGGGUAGGGGCGCAGCUCCGGAGCCUACGGGAGUGUGAUCCUCUCGCUUCCUGGCGGGAAGCUCUUGAGGAGAUAUUUUCUUUUCUAAACACUAAGAAAUUUGAGGAUGGUGGGGCAAAACGACUAACUCCCACUUUCCUGUGACUCUGUAGCCGGAAAACUGUCAAAAUCUGUGGAUAAAUUUAUUAGACAAGAAGAAGAAUGGCAUCCAGAAUAAAUACCAGUUUCACUUUGAUUCCCAACCAGAAACUUACACGUAGUAAUCGUCACAACAGCUGUUAUUCCAAGACCCUUGGCUCAGGCCUUCAACCCAUAUCAACAUUUGGAAAUUUUAAAGCCUUACCAUUGGAAAUAUUCCAGAUAAUUUUAAAAUAUUUGUCAGUGAAGGAUAUCAGCAUGCUAAGCAUGGUGUCCAAAACAGUCAGCCAACACAUUACUAAUUAUAUCUCAACCUCAUCAGGAAGCAAAAGACUUUUACUACAGGACUUUCAUAACCUUGAGCUGCCUGACAGGAGACAAGACUCUGCCAUACUGGAGCACUACAAAUCUCUAGGUCUACUGUUUAAAAGAUGCACAUUGCUGCUACCCACCAAGGAAAGGCUAAAGUACAUUCACAAGAUACUCACAGAAGUUUCCUGCUUUAAAUUCAAUGGCUGUGCAGCUCCUAUGCAGUGUUUAGGAUUAACAUGUUAUGGCAUGUUUUUACAGGCCUUAACAGCAGGUUGGGAUGAACUUGAGUGCCAUCGCGUUUAUAAUUUCUUAUGCGAACUGACUAAUCUCUGCCGCAAGAUGCAAAUGGCUGUCUGCAGCAAACCAGGAAGUGCCCGAAAACUGGAAUUAAGAAUCAGACUCUUCUGUAGGAAUGUCCUCCUUGAUCAUUGGACACAUCGAAGUGAUUCUGCUUUUUGGUUGACACGAAUAUUAAAACCAUGGCCAAUGGUGAAUCAGGCAAGAUUACUGUAUAUCAUCUUUGGGCCAAUAUCUCCUCAAGAUGGACAGGUGGUUUGGCAGAAAAUGAUAGAAGAACCGACAGAUGAAUUCAGUCUGAAAGGUUUGGCUGAUGCCAUUAAGUUACUAUAUGACGCUAACACUAAAGAGUGGACAGCAGAUGAUGUUAUCAGUCUUGUAAAUGAACUAUCAGCGGUUCCCCGUGAGUGGCUUCUAGAGAAUAAUGCACGUCUCCUAAUGCUAAGUGGAAACAACAUCUGUUUCACUUUCAUGGCUAGUAAAGCUCUGAAUGGACAGACCAUUGAACUGGCAAGGCUCAUAGUCUUUUUGGCUUUGGUGUGUGAGAAAGAACUAUACUGCAUGGAUUGGACAGUUAAAAUGAUGCAAAAAGUCUGCAAAGUCUUUAGCACUCCAGUGGAAAGAAAUAACUUCCUGCAGGAUGUGGCAAAUGCAUUUGCAUGUGUUAUAAUGGAAAUGCUGCAAUCAAUUAUGUCUGGCCGGGCGCGGUGGUUCAAGCCUGUAAUUCCAGCACUUUGGGAGGCCGAGGCGGGCAGAUCACGAGGUCAGGAGAUCGAGACCAUCCUGGCUAACACGGUGAAACCCCGUCUCUACUAAAAAUACAAAAAAUUAGCCGGGCGUGUUGGCAGGCAUCUGUAGUCCCAGCUACUCGGGAGGCUGAGGCAGGAGAAUGGCGUGAACCCGGGAGGCGGAGCUUGCAGUGAGCCGAGAUUGCGCCACUGCACUCCAGCCUGGGCGACAGAGCCAGACUCCGUCUCAAAAAAAAAAAAAGAAAAAAGAAAAAAAAAUUGUUAAAACAUAUAAAUAACAUUAAUGACCAAAUUUGAAGUUUUUUCAAUUCAGUGGUCCAUUCUUUUUUGCCGAAUACCUUUGUCAUGAGGAAUAAAGUGUAAUGUCAAAUUUUAAAGGGGAAAUUAACUUCUAAAAGCAUAGGUUGUUAUUACCAUUAUUAACAAUGUUUAAGUGAUGGUAUAGACAGUCACAUUGUCACAAAAAAAGAGCAUUUGGAAAAUGAAUAGUUUAAAAACAUUAGGAGACUGUCAAUUUCUCACUAACUCUGGAACAGUCAUAACAACAUAACUAUGUAAAGUACUAACAAGUCAGAUAAUUUAGCCUGUACUGUUUUUUAAAGUAGAAGAUUGGCUGCUGGUUGCGGUGACUCACGCCUGUAAUCCCAGCACUUUGGGAGGCCGAGGCGGCAGAUCACAAGGUCAGGAGUUCGAGACAAGCCUGGCCAAGAGACCAGCCUAGCCAACAUGGUGAAACCCUGUCUCUACUAAAAAUACGAAAAUUAGCCCGACAUGGUGGCGGGUGCCUGUAAUAGCUAGCUGGGACGCUGAGGCAGGAGAAUUGCUUGAACCUGGGAGGCGGAGGUUGCAGUGAGCCGAGAUCACGCCAUUGCACUCCAGCCUGGGCGACAGAGCAAGACUCCGACUCAAAAAAAAAAAAGAUUGGCUUAAAUUAGCAGACCUGGGUGCCCAGCUCCUUUUUCCUUUUUGUAAUGAUUUCCUCAGCCUCCUUUGACUUUGAUUUGUAGAAUGAUUUUUUACUCCCUGUAGAAGGCAAGUUCAAUAACACAUUAUCUUUAUUAUUAUGUCUACACACACCAUGCACCAUAAUAGUACUAAGAAACUAAUGAUGCUAUCUUCCUUAGAAACUAAUUGAAAAUGUACAGCUUGUGAUAAGCUCUCUGUAUCUUGUGAAACUAUGAAACUUUAACACUUUUUUGGAGGAUUCCUUCUCAUGCCAAUUAUGAGAUACCCAACAGAAGGUGCAGCUGGAAAUACCAUCUUAUGUCAAUGAAUAAAAAACACUAACCUCUUUGUGAUUAUUACUAAAAGGUUAACCUCUUUAUGCACAUAGUACUCAAUUGUAUGAUUUCAGAUUUUUAUGUCAAUAAAUAUUGUGAAGGGUAAAAAUAAGGCUAUUACAAAAGCCUCUUUGGUUAUUGGAUAUCUUACUAACAAUGUGACUUCUGUAGCACUUCCACUAGCAGGUAACUGUGAAACCUGUAAGAAAUCAGGAUACGGACAUAUGCUCCUUGGUUUUUGAGGCAUUACUAAGCUAGGAAAGGUGACCUGAAAGAUAGCUGCGUUGAACAGUCUUCUCCAGGUUAAAAAAGAAAAAAAAUUCCAAAGGACUAAGAUUGCAUUCUUUUCAUCAAGAAAACAAAUAUAUUCCAUUUAAGGGCAAGAUUGAAAAAAAAAAAGAAAAAUAUAACUCCAGAAAAUUCCUCUAAUAACUAGAGACUGAAAAAAGAACCCCACAAACCGCAACGAUUUGGCCUUUGAAAGACUUAAAUUAAAAUAGUAAUACUUGUAGACAUUCCAAGAUCACUUUCUGAAAGGUAUGUAUAACGAAAAUAUGCAUUGCUAUUUCAGAAGUAUUAUUUUUAUGGUAAAAUUUCUUUGAUACUAAAUAUUUGAUAUUUGCUAAAUUUUGUUUAUUUGCUAUAUUAAUAAAACUAUGUUAAAAUUGAAAA
Messenger RNA from Symphalangus syndactylus (siamang), 3473 nucleotides. It is a transcript of the gene FBXO47, whose product is annotated as F-box protein 47. Gene Ontology annotation, molecular function: protein binding. NCBI's taxonomy places the organism in Eukaryota, Metazoa, Chordata, Mammalia, Primates, Hylobatidae. The record is from RefSeq and is a predicted model, not a curated record.